UUUAAUCAUUUAAACUCAAAAGCUUGAUUUAGUUGACCACACUAACCAUUCAUCUGCUCUUCUCUUUUCUUCGUUCUCUCUGUGCUGCUGCAUUAAUCCUCACGAUAUCCAUGGCUGGAGAAGGAGAGGGUCCUGCUAUUGGAAUUGACCUCGGCACCACCUACUCCUGCGUCGGAGUAUGGCAGUAUGACAGUGUCAAAAUCAUCCAUAAUGACCAUGGCAACCGGACCACCCCCUCUUACGUCGGUUUCACUGAUUACGAGCUCUUGGUCGGUGAUGCUGCCAAGAACCAGGUCACUAGGAACCCCACCAACAGCGUCUUCGAUGUGAAGCGUUUGAUUGGAAGGAGAUUCUCUGAUGCUUCCGUUCAGAGUGACAUGAAGCUAUGGCCAUUCAAGGUCAUUGCUGGUCCCGGCGACAAGCCCAUGAUUGUUGUCAGCUACAUGCAUCACAAGAAGCAGUUCACUGCAGAGGAGAUUUCCUCCAUGGUCCUCAUGAAGAUGCGUAAGAUCGCUGAGGCUUACCUCGGUUCCACUGUGAAGAAAGUUGUUGUAACUGUCCCAGCAUACUUCAAUGACUCUCAGCGCCAGGCCACGAAGGACGCAUGUAUCAUUGCGGGACUUCAUGUCAUGCGCAUCAUCAACGAACCUACCGCUGCUGCCCUUGCCUAUGGCCUUGACACGAGAACCACCACUAACGAUGAGAAUAAUGUGUUGGUUUUUGACCUUGGUGGUGGUACUUUUGAUGUCUCUCUUCUCAACAUUGAUCAAAACAGUAUCUUUGAAGUUAUGGCAACUGGCGGAGACACCCAUCUUGGAGGUGAAGACUUUGAUAACAGGAUGGUCAACAAGUUUGUUGAGGAGUUCAAGAGAAAGCACAAUAAGGACAUUAGUGGGAACCCGAAGGCUUUAAGAAGGUUGAGGAACGCAUGUGAAAAGGCAAAGAGAACUAUCUCAUCCACCGAACAAACCACCAUUGAGAUUGACUCAUUGUGUGAAGGUGUUGACUUCUACACCACAAUCACUCGUGACAUGUUUGAAAAGCUCAAUAUGGACCUCUUUAUGAAGUGUAUGGAGCUUGUUGAGAACUGUUUGUGUGAUGCUAAGAUACACAAGAGUGACAUAGAUGAUGUUGUUCUUGUUGGUGGGUCUACUAGGAUCCCCAAGGUGCAGUCAUUGUUGCAGGUUUUCUUCAACGGUAAGGAGCUCUGCAAGAGCAUCAACCCUGACGAGGCUGUUGCUUAUGGAGCUACUGUUCAAGCUGCUAAAUUGAGUGGUGAGGGUAAUGAGAAGGUUAAGGAUCUUCUGUUGGUGGAUGUCACUCCCCUUUCACUUGGUGUGGAAACUUGUGGUGGUGUCAUGACUGUCCUGAUUCAAAGGAACACUACGAUCUCGGUCAAGGAUGAACAGGUUUUCUCUACAUCCUCAGACAAUCAGCCUGCUGUGUUGAUCAAGGUGUACCAGGGUGAAAGAUCUAGGACCAGGGACAACUACUUGUUGGGUGAGUUCAUGCUUUCUGGCAUUCCUCCUGCUCCAAAGGGUGUUCCUCGGAUCACUGUUGGCCUUCGUAUUGAUAUCAAUGGUAUCAUGAAUGUCACUGCUGAGGAUAAGACAACAGGAAAAAAGAAUGAGAUCACUAUUACAAAUGACAAGAGCAGACUCUCGAACGAGGAGAUUGAGAAGAUGGCACUGGAAGCAGAGAAGUACAAUUCUAGAAAAGAUACUCCAUAUUCACGCUUGGAGGCACAAGCAGAACAUAAUACUUGCCCUAUAUUACCAACCCCAAAUUUACAGUCUUUUCCUUCUGGUACCUUUGGGUAUUAUUUCAACAAUACAAAAGAGGCUUCAGAGAAACUUAUAGAGGCGCUAAAAGAUGAUAAUUUCAACGUAAUUGGAUUGCAUGGAAAGAGGGGCUCUGGUAAAACAACGUUACUCAAAGAUAAGAUAGAAGAGUAUGAAACUAUUUUUCAUAAAGUUAUAUUUCUCCCUGUGUCCGAGAAUCAAGACACGAAGAGCAUUCAAGAGGAAUUUGCAAGGACAUUGAACGUGUUUGAAAAACAUGACACUGAUGCUGUAAGAAUCAUGAAAAUAAUUUUGGCAUUAGAAAGGAAGGAUAGAACUACUCUGGUCAUCUUGGAUAAUUUUCCGGCAAAGUCUAAACUGCAAGAAUUAGGUAUUCCUUAUAACAACAAACAAUACAAAUUCCUUUUGACCACACGUGACGAGACAGACUGCAUCUGCAUGGGAUGUGACCAUUCAAUUUCUCUGGAUCCCUUAUCUAAUGAUGAAGCUUUCACACUACUACGGAAACUUUCUGGUGUUAAUUCUCAAUCUGCUCUAUUUGAAGUGGCACAAGAAGUUGCAUUCAAAUGCAAUGGUUUACCUGGAUUUAUUGAAGAGGUGGCGACUUCCUUGAAAAAGAAGUCCUUAAAGAAGUGGGAAGAAUCAUUAGUUAGUUUAAGCCACGACUCAACCGCCCGCUACCAGGUUUUUAUCAGUUUUAGAGGAAGUGACACUCGACAUGUUUUUACAAAGCACCUCCAUUAUGCUUUGUGCCAGGAGGGGUUCACGACCUUCAAAGAUGAUGAGUCAUUGGAGGGUGGGGUCCCAAUCGAGAAACUUCUUGAUGAUAUUGAAGAAUCAAGGUUUGCAAUUGUCAUUUUAUCUAAAAACUAUGCAGACUCUGAAUGGUGUCUUAAAGAACUUAUCAAGAUUCUUGAGUGCAAGGAUAAAGAGGGGAAAAACCAGCUAGUUUUGCCAAUCUUCUACGAAGUGCCACCCACAGACGUAAGGCAUGUAAGAAACAGUUAUGCUGAUGCUAUGGCCAAACAUGAAAAUAAUGGAAAAGAUUUAUAUGCAAUCAAAGCAUGGAAGAAGGCUUUGUAUGAUGUUUGUGCGCUGACGGGAUUUGAAAAGCCUCACGAUUGGUAA
Molecule: messenger RNA, 2930 nt
Organism: Lotus japonicus
Lineage: Eukaryota; Viridiplantae; Streptophyta; Magnoliopsida; Fabales; Fabaceae
Product: heat shock 70 kDa protein 18-like
Exons: 2
Coding region: 111-2930 (939 amino acids)
Biological process (GO): protein refolding; cellular response to unfolded protein; signal transduction
Cellular component (GO): cytoplasm
Molecular function (GO): misfolded protein binding; heat shock protein binding; ADP binding
Source: RefSeq, a predicted model, not a curated record